AUGCAGACAAAAAACAUAUUAGCAGUAUCGCUAGCUGCGCUGCUAGCAAUGGAUGAGGCUGGCGCUGCCUUCUAUGUUCCAGGUGUAGCACCCGAGUCUUGGGCUGCAGGCGAGACAGUCCACCUGAAUGUCAACAAGAUUACAUCUACGAAAACGUUGAUGCCAUAUGAAUACUACUAUCUCCCGUAUUGUAAACCGGCGGCUAUUAAUGAGCAACAAGAGAAUUUAGGUGAAAUUAUGGCUGGCGAUACUAUUAUGGACUCGCUUUACAAUUUGCAGAUGGAGAAAGACGCGAUUUGUCAAGUGUUGUGUAAGCCCAUGAAGUACACGCCCGAGCAGUCAAAGUUAUUUAUUGACAUGAUUAAGGACGAGUACUACGUGCAGUGGAUAGUUGAUAAUUUGCCGGUUUUGUACCGCGAUCCGACCGACUCGCAGCAAGCGGGAUCUUUCAAGCGUGGAUUUCCCGUAGGAGAAGUGGACGAAGAUGGAAAGUACCUUCUUUACAAUCACGUGCGCAUUAUCAUCUCAGUUAAUCCAGAUCCUUACGCAAAAGAGGAUGGAGACGUUCCCAAGUGGCGCAUCGUAGGCUUCGAAGCUGUACCUACUUCUAUUCAGCACACUUUUGAAAAUGAACCCAUGGCAGGACAAGAACUCGACUCAGCCACAUGUGGUAAAUUUAUCAAUAUCGAAGAGGUUUCUCAGGGCAAUUAUCAAUAUCUAAACCCCGCAGGAGAAACUACUGUCUUAUACACAUACGACGUGCAGUUUAUCAAGUCGGAUAUUGUGUGGGAGGAACGUUGGGAUCGCAUUAUUAGCAGCAAGAGCUCGAACGAUCAGAUUCAUUGGUUCUCCAUUAUUAAUUCGCUGAUGAUUGUUCUCUUUUUAACGGGAAUGAUCGCAAUGAUCAUGUUGCGUACUCUUCACCGUGAUAUCGCUCGCUACAAUGAGGUGCAGACGACCGAAGAAGCUCAGGAGGAAUCGGGAUGGAAACUGGUCCAUGGUGAUGUGUUCCGUCCGCCGCAACUGUCGCCUAUGCUUUUUUCGGUCGUUGUAGGCACAGGUGUUCAGGUGUGUUGCAUGAGCUGGUCAACGAUGGUUAUUGCACUCCUAGGUCUGCUAUCACCGGCUAAUCGUGGUUCAUUGCUAACGACACUGCUGUUGCUAUUUGUAUUUAUGGGUAGCUUUGCUGGCUACAGCUCGUCUCGGACGUAUAAGAUGUUCAAUGGCAAGGACUGGAAGAAAAAUACGAUUCUUACGGCUGUGUUGUACCCUGGCCUUCUCUUUGGUGUCUUCUUUCUGCUCAAUCUUGUACUUUGGGGCAAGGAGUCUUCGCAGGCUGUGCCAUUUGGAACGCUUUUUGCUCUCCUUGUCUUGUGGUUUGGAAUUUCUGUCCCACUCGUAUUUCUUGGCAGUUAUUUUGGCUUCAAGGCAGCUGCUAUUGAGCAACCUGUGCGCACCAAUCAAAUUGCGCGUCAAAUUCCAGAACAAGUGUGGUACUUGUCUUCGCCUUUCAGCAUUCUUGUGGGUGGCAUUUUGCCAUUUGGCGCCGUUUUCAUUGAGUUGUUUUUCAUCAUGUCGGCAUUAUGGUUGCACCAGAUUUAUUACGUCUUUGGUUUUCUGUUUAUUGUUUUGCUCAUUCUUGUAGCAACGUGCGCAGAAGUGACGGUGGUGAUGUGCUACUUCCAGCUUUGUGCAGAGGAUUACCGCUGGUGGUGGCGUUCGUUUCUUACAUCAGGAUCCGCGGCUGUGUAUUUGUUCUUGUACUCGUUCCUGUACUUCUUUACCAAGUUGAACAUCACAGCGUUUGUUUCGGGUGUCCUGUACUUUGGCUACAUGUUCCUGAUCUCGGUCACCUUUUUCUUUUUGACCGGAACAAUCGGAUACCUCGCUUGUCUUUGGUUUACACGCAAGAUCUACGGCUCCAUUAAAAUUGACUAA
Molecule: messenger RNA, 1938 nt
Organism: Plasmopara halstedii
Lineage: Eukaryota; Oomycota; Peronosporomycetes; Peronosporales; Peronosporaceae
Product: transmembrane 9 superfamily member 4-like
Exons: 1
Coding region: 1-1938 (645 amino acids)
Biological process (GO): protein localization to membrane
Cellular component (GO): membrane
Source: RefSeq, a predicted model, not a curated record